Messenger RNA from Cotesia congregata, 1206 nucleotides. The record is from the annotation of a GenBank genome assembly. Lineage: Eukaryota; Metazoa; Arthropoda; Insecta; Hymenoptera; Braconidae.
AUGAAUUCUAAUAAUGUGCUACUAUCACCACCAGCAUCGCCUCAACUUAAAUACACUCAUAAUGAACCACUUCAGUCGUCGUUCAGUGUCGCGUCAUUACUUGGUGAAAAAUUAUUCCAAAAAAGUACUCUAAAUAGUGAAAUAAAAAAACACGAUAAUGCCCAUCCCAAUCUUCCACCCACACCUCAGCCGUCGGACACAGAGGAAGAUGAACAGCCCCCACGCAAACGCAUCAGAUGCACUGAGCAAUGUGGAGAAUUAGCAAAGUUAUUAUUAGAUGGAACGCCUCCACCAAGUCCAGAGCCAGUGCGGGCUUCAGUAAUAAUGCGCGCAAAUCGAGAUGGUACCUGCAGUCCAGCAAAUUUAUCUAUAAAAAACUCAACCGCUGGCAUGUCACCAGUAGUAGGAUUAUCUUUGCGUUUAAAACCACCAGCAGCAGUUACGUUAGAUAAGCCAGUCGUUGAGACAGAAAACAUUUUGAAGACCCUCAAGUUCAAGAUGAGUCUACGCAAAGAAGAGAUUAUUGUUAACAGCAAAAACACAGACCGAGAGAGUCAAUGUCAGAAGUUACAACUGCUAGCACCUAAACCGCCUGCUAUCACAAUGGUAGCUGGUAUCCUGGGUACGCCUUUAGUUUUACCCACAUCAACAGCAACGCCACUUCUCUUUGUCACAUCACCGACAAUAACAACGACAAGUUCUACAGCCCCCGGCAGUCUAGACUCUGGAGCACGUAGACGAGUUUAUGAAUGCGAGUACCCGGGUUGUGGUAAAAACUACUUCAAGUCAUCGCAUCUUAAAGCUCACAAGAGGACACACACUGGAGAACGACCCUUUCCGUGCCCUUAUGAGGACUGUGGAAGGAGAUUUUCUCGUAGCGAUGAAUUGUCCAGACACAAGAGAACUCACACGGGUGAAAAAAAAUUCGUUUGUUCUGUUUGUCAAAGGCGAUUCAUGAGAAGUGACCAUUUAGCUAAGCACGUUAAGCGACACACUAAAGAUAGAAAUUUAUCAUCGAGUGCGUUAAUGUCUUCAUCAUUAUCAUCCUCAUCUUCGUCGUCUUCAUCAUUAUCAUUACCAACAGCUGCUCAUCUUCAAUCUCACAAUACAGUCACACCUGCGCCACUUAGAAUAAAUUUACUUCCAGUAAUAGCACCGCGAUUGCAACAAUGUAAUACGCAGACAUUUAUCUCCCAGAGUCUUUGA